This is a messenger RNA of Pygocentrus nattereri (red-bellied piranha), 2725 nucleotides long. RefSeq names its product gastrula zinc finger protein XlCGF7.1-like. Gene Ontology annotation, cellular component: nucleus. The coding region runs from base 314 to 1282 and encodes 322 amino acids. The record is from RefSeq and is a predicted model, not a curated record. Gene Ontology annotation, molecular function: RNA polymerase II cis-regulatory region sequence-specific DNA binding; DNA-binding transcription activator activity, RNA polymerase II-specific. Gene Ontology annotation, biological process: regulation of transcription by RNA polymerase II. NCBI's taxonomy places the organism in Eukaryota, Metazoa, Chordata, Actinopteri, Characiformes, Serrasalmidae. The transcript has 2 exons.
CAGGAGCUGCAUACCUUUAAAUGAACACGGCUCUAGUUCAUCUGUAGAGCGUUUCUGUGUGAAAUAUUGAGGCGGACUCGUAUUUUGACGCCGCUCUUCCUGGCGAGGCCGAGUCAGUGGCUCAUGGCGAGAAGGCUGGGAGAAGCGAGAGCUGCUCAGAUGUGAGGUGGAGGAGAAAAGCUGCAGGUUGAGCCGCUAAACUGCGGAGAAACGAGAAACAAAUGUUGGCCUGUUCCAAGUCAUCAUCACCUGUGCGGUCUAAAUUUUCCUCUACAAACACCGGAAAUGCAUCACAGUGAUAAACUGUGAGAAUAUGGAAUCCAUAAGAAGCUCCAGCUCUCAGGAAAUAUCUCCUGGUCCUCACCAUAUGAACACUCCCCACAACCAUCUCCAGAAAAGUUCAGAAAAGAAGAGAACUCGUCGCUGCUCAGACAGCGGGAAGAGUUUCCCUAAACCAUCGACCCUGCAGGUACACCAGCGCGUUCACACAGGAGAGAAACCGUUCCAGUGCUCGGAAUGCGGGAAGAAUUUUUCUACGUCGAGUAGCCUCCAAACACAUCGUCGCAUUCACACAGGAGAGAAACCGUAUCAGUGCACAGAGUGUGGAAGGAGUUUUAAUCGACAGCAUCAUCUUCAAGUUCACCAGAAUGUUCACACCAGAGAGAAACCACAUUGCUGUUUGGAGUGUGGAAAGAGUUUCACUCAUCGGCACAUUCUCCGAACACACCAGCGCAUUCACACUGGAGAGAAACCGCAUCAGUGCUCAGAGUGUGGGAAGAGUUUUAUUCAGCCGGGUCAUCUUCAAACACACCAGCGCAUUCACACUGGAGAGAAACCGCAUCAGUGCUCUGAGUGUGGGAAGAGUUUUAACCAGCUGGGUCAUCUCCAAACACACCAGCGCGUUCACACCGGAGAGAGACCGUAUUCCUGUUCGGACUGUGGGAAGACGUUUACUGUGCUGGGUCAUCUCAGACGACACCAGCGAAUUCACACCGGAGAAAAACCGUACGUCUGCUCUGAGUGUGGGCGGAGCUUCAGGCAGACAAGUACUUUAAAUGAACAUGAGUGCACUACGGGGGAGAAGCGGUAUCACUGUCCGGUGUGUGGGAAAGGUUUUACACAGAUGGGUGGUCUCCAACGACACCGGCUUAUUCACACCGGAGAGAAACCAUAUCACUGUUCUGAGUGUGGCAAGAGCUUCAGGCAUUCAAGUACUUUAAAGAGGCACAAAUCUACUGCGGUGUGUUCAAGUAAUGAUGUUGACAUGUUAAUUCUAAGUUAAAUAUUCGACAGAAUUUAAUGAUUGGGUUAGUCUGUAAGGACUCUUGUUGUGAAGGCAGGUGUAGCCUGCUGGCUGUGUUGAUGAACAUCAGAAAGAACAGAAAUCAGUCUAGUACCGACGGCUGAGAGAGUAAGACGUGAGGCUAGAGAAAACCAGAGUUGUGGACUCGAGUCGAAAAUUUGAUGGCUUGAGACUCGACUCAAGAAAAUCGAGAAAGACUUGUCUCUACUUUGACUUCAACACCAGUGGCUUGGACUUCAGCCUUAAGUCCCGGAAAGACUCGAGACCCAAAGUGUAAGAAACGUAGAGAGUCAGUCUGCAGACCUCUACACAGUCAGUUAAUGUCAUGUGAAUGGAUUUGUUUCCUGUCGUAAAUCUGAUUUACAGUAACAUCAGAUGUCUGUCACUGAUCUUCUGCUCAGUUUUUAUUUCAGAAGACAAGUGAAGCAUUGAGAGUUAAAGUUUGCCUCCAUAAGCUAGAAACAAGUGAAGCAUCAGCAGUAUCAAUGCAGGGCAGUUGUUAGUUGGAGGUUAGUAAACCAACCUUGUGACCAGGAAGGUCGCUGGUUUGAUCCCCUGAUCCACUGAAGUGCCCUUGAGCAGCUAGCCCCUAACUGCUCUCUGGGCACCAUGAAUAGCUGCCCAACGCUCCGGUUAAGUGUGCUCACUGCCCUCUGGUGUGCAUGUAUAUGAGUGUUUCACUGCAUGGAUGGGUUAAAGGCGGAGGUCUAAUUCACACAGUUGGCCAGUGGUUCUGAAUUCUGAAUUCCCUCGUUCAGCACUUAAACUCUUACUAGAGGAGCUCACCAGGUGAACUGACUGUUUUCCUCAUGAAAGGAAAACAAAUGAGACACCGAUAUCUCUUACCUAUUUUAACAGGUUCUGCAGGUAAAACAAGCACAACAUUCAACACAAGGCUGAAGUUGACUUGUUAUUCGCCACCUUCAUAUUGGAAUUUUUCCGUUACGCCAUUUAAGGUGGAACAGAAAAUUAAGAAGUUGCUGGCAAAAAAAGUCAUCAGCUUUUUACAUUCACCAUCAUUUUGAUGUCUUUUCUGAAAACAUUUUGGUUUCUCUUGUCAUCUAAAUUCAGUUCAAACUAGUGGUUGUUUUUUAGCAGGCUGAUCUAGUUUUUAUUUUAAUCUUCUGCACCCAUUUGUUUUUUAAUUAAGCACGGUAGUACUUUUAAAAUUCUUUUCAUAUGCAGUUGCACUGGCCCUGUGAUUGACUGGCGACCUGUCCAGGGUGUAUCCUGCCUUCCACCCAAUGACAACUGGCAUAAGCUCCAGCACCCCAUUGUGACCCAGACGGAUAAGUGGUUUAGAUGAUGUGUGUGCGUGCAGUUGAACUGUAUGUAUACAGUACCUCUGUCAUGGUUAUCUGUGUACCAUGGAAUUUGUAUUUCAUUUGAAAGGGAAAAAAAAUAAAGUAAUAUACAUCCAUA